CUGGUUUUAUCGUACCUUCUCGUUCUUGCGGUGGACCAGUAGCAACGCCUAUCAACUGCGCGAUGCGGAGGAACGCCUCCUAUCGUACAUGAAGCUACCCUCACAAGGCUUCUACGUGGACAUAGGUCAAAUCAAUGGGCAGUCUUGUCGCAUUUGGACCCGCCGUUUCGGGUCGACCCCGUCUGUCCCGUCUCCUCCAGGUCAACGUGAGCCUUUGCCGUUGGUCCUGAUUCAUGGCAUGGCCUCCGGGCUGGCCCUGUUCGCUUUGAACAUUGAAGCCUGGGCUCGUGAACGCCUGGUGUACGCCAUCGACUUGCCCGGAUUCGCCCGCAGUUCUCGUCCCGCUUUCAGCUCGGAUCCAGAAACGGCAGAAGGCCAAUUUGUCGUGGCCCUCGAAGAAUGGCGCCGACAAUUGAAAUUGGCAAAGAUUUGCUUGUUGGGGCACAGCUUUGGCGGGUAUUUGUCGUGCGCGUAUGCCCUUCAGCAUCCCGAGCACGUAGGGCAUUUGAUUGCCGCGGAUCCUUGGGGCUUUCCCGAGCGUCCCAAAGAUCUUGCACAACGUUACAACCUCCCGUGGUACGUCAAAGCUAUUUUCGGGGUAGCCAGACACUUCAAUCCAUUAGCAUCGUUGAGAGCGGUAGGCCCUUAUGGGCCUAAAGUGGUCAAGAGGAUGCGUCCCGACUUAAUUCGCAAAUUCCGACCUCUUUUCACCAGCGAUGAGGAAAAUAUGGAAGUUGUGCCCAAUUACAUCUACCAUUGCAACGUCCAGACUCCCAGUGGCGAGUCGGCAUUCCAUUCGCUGAUGUCGAGUUUUGCCUGGUCCAAAUUUCCCAUGUUUCCACGAUUAGCUCAACUCAGUCCGAGCGUCCCACUAACGGUGAUAUAUGGUGGUUUGAGUUGGGUCACGGCCAUCCCGGCUGAGGAUUUUGCAACUAUCAGGCCCGACCCGCAGGCUUACACCUCGGUGAAAAUUCUGAAGCAAUCUAGUCAUCACGUGUACGUGGACGAAAUGGAUCUCUUCAAUGAUUUGGUCAACAAAGCCUGCGUCGUCAGCCAAGAGAAAUUCAAGGCAACAUAAUAGGCCUGAAGUUUUGUCCAUCAUGAAACCAAUUACCGGCACUACUCACGCGUUUAAUUAUGUAUCCAAAUAUUUUAUGAAAAUAAAAACAGCACAAAAGCA
Molecule: messenger RNA, 1180 nt
Organism: Tigriopus californicus
Lineage: Eukaryota; Metazoa; Arthropoda; Copepoda; Harpacticoida; Harpacticidae
Gene: puml
Product: (Lyso)-N-acylphosphatidylethanolamine lipase-like
Cellular component (GO): lipid droplet
Source: RefSeq, a predicted model, not a curated record